AUGCCCUCCCAGGAUUCUUCAAACGACGAUGUGCGCGUCACCGGCUACGACCCGCUGAUCCCACCGGCCCUCCUCGCUGCCGAACUUCCCAUCCCACCACACGCCGAGAAGACCAUUGUGCAGGGCCGCAAAGACGCUGCCAGAAUCAUCAAACAGCAAGAUGACCGUCUCCUGGUCAUGGUCGGACCCUGCUCCCUCCACGACCCCGAGCAGGCCGUCGAAUACUGCCAGCGGCUGAAGACGCUCGCCGACAAGCUCCAAGACAAUCUCUGUAUCAUUAUGCGCGCCUACCUCGAGAAACCACGCACAACGGUUGGCUGGAAGGGCCUGAUCAACGACCCGGACAUGGACGAGAGCUUCCAGAUUAACAAGGGUCUCCGCGUGUCCCGCAAGUUGUUCGUCGACCUUACGUCUUCUGGCAUGCCCAUUGCCUCUGAGAUGCUCGACACCAUUUCUCCUCAGUUCCUUGCCGACCUGAUCUCUCUCGGCGCGAUUGGUGCACGCACAACCGAGUCUCAAUUGCACCGUGAACUCGCAUCUGGGCUGUCUUUCCCUAUUGGCUUCAAGAACGGCACCGAUGGAGGUUUGACCGUGGCGGUAGAUGCCAUUGGCGCUGCGGCUGCGAAGCACCACUUCCUGGGUGUGACAAAGCAGGGACUGGCAGCCAUCACCCGAACAGCCGGCAACGAGCACUGCUUCGUUAUUCUGCGCGGUGGCACCAAGGGUACAAACUUCGACAAGGACAGCAUCAAGGCUGCCCGGGAAGCGUUGAGGAAGAAGGGCCAAGCGGAGGUCAUGAUGGUCGACUGCUCACACGGCAACUCGAAUAAGGACCACCGAAACCAGCCUAUCGUCGCCAAGGACAUUGCUGACCAGAUCCGCAACGGCGAGACUGGCAUCGUCGGCGUCAUGAUCGAGUCUAAUAUCAACGAGGGCAGCCAAAAGGUCCCGCCCGAGGGCCCCAAGGGCCUGAAGAGGGGUGUCUCCAUCACCGACGCUUGUAUUGGCUGGGACAGCACCGUCGCUGUUCUCGAGGAUCUUGCCUCUGCUGUUGCGGAGAGGAGAUCGAACAAGACCAACGGCGCGCAGUAA
This is a messenger RNA of Cucurbitaria berberidis CBS 394.84, 1092 nucleotides long. Its product is annotated as 3-deoxy-7-phosphoheptulonate synthase. The transcript has 3 exons. Gene Ontology annotation, biological process: aromatic amino acid biosynthetic process. The record is from RefSeq and is a predicted model, not a curated record. Bases 1 to 1092 code for a protein of 363 amino acids. Gene Ontology annotation, molecular function: 3-deoxy-7-phosphoheptulonate synthase activity. Gene Ontology annotation, cellular component: cytoplasm. Lineage: Eukaryota; Fungi; Ascomycota; Dothideomycetes; Pleosporales; Cucurbitariaceae.